AUGAUUCCCGCAGUCAACUCCUCUCGCCUUCCAACGCGUUGUAAGUCGAGUUCUGCGAACAGUUGUACAGCAUCCCACAAACAGGCGGUAACAAAUAAUUUAAAAGCAUUAAAAGUACAAGCAAAUUUGAGUAGAGAAAGAGACCAAAUUAAAGAUAAAGAACCUACAAGUAAUGUCUCAAUUAGUAAUAUAUUUUCUGAAAAAGGUCGAACGAGGAUAUUACCAGCCGAUGCUCAUAAAGGAUCUUUAACCAGUUCCACGCAGCGUGGAAAUUAUUUAAAAAAAGAGGCCAUUAACGUAGAAGAAGUACUGUUAAAAGAAAAUAAAAUCUUAAAAGAAACGAGUGAUAAGUUUUUAGAACAUAUGAAGGUUUGUAAACUGGAACUUAUAAAAAAGUUGCAAAAAGAGAAUGAUGAACUAAAAAGUUACGCGUCGGUGGUAUCAAAAAAGUUGCAAAAGUUGGAAGAUUCAAUUGAAGAAAUCGUGAACCGGCAUUACAAGCUUUGCAACGAAAACGAAAAACUACGUGAAGAGCUUGACGAGGCUAAAAGUACAGCGCAAUAUAAAGUGAACUCUGCUCUCCUUGAACAGGACAAAGAAAACAAAGCUCGGAUCGAAGAACUGCUCAAACUAGCGAGUGAACUCAACGAGGACAAAUGCACAAUUUCUAAAUUAAAUGUAAUUUAA
This is a messenger RNA of Zophobas morio, 687 nucleotides long. RefSeq lists its product as uncharacterized. The coding region runs from base 1 to 687 and encodes 228 amino acids. The transcript has 4 exons. The record is from RefSeq and is a predicted model, not a curated record. NCBI's taxonomy places the organism in Eukaryota, Metazoa, Arthropoda, Insecta, Coleoptera, Tenebrionidae.